This is a messenger RNA of Chinchilla lanigera (long-tailed chinchilla), 2629 nucleotides long. RefSeq names its product TNFAIP3 interacting protein 1 (gene Tnip1). Gene Ontology annotation, biological process: negative regulation of canonical NF-kappaB signal transduction; cellular response to lipopolysaccharide; regulation of transcription by RNA polymerase II. Bases 116 to 2017 code for a protein of 633 amino acids. The transcript is spliced from 18 exons. Lineage: Eukaryota; Metazoa; Chordata; Mammalia; Rodentia; Chinchillidae. The record is from RefSeq and is a predicted model, not a curated record.
CGCGCCGCUCCCCCUUCUUCGGCGCCUCUGGAGUCCUCUGGAGGACCCGGUCUGGGACGCUUCCCUGCGCCUCUCCCCGACCCUCGUUUGGAACCAGGUGGGCUGAGCCACCCUCAUGGAAGGGAGAGGACCCUACCGGAUCUACGACCCUGGGGGCAGCACACCUCCAGGAGAGGCAUCUGCAGCUCUUGUGCGCCUAGUGGAGGAGAAUUCCCGGCUGAAGGAAAAAAUGCAAGGGAUAAAGAUGUUAGGAGAGCUUUUGGAAGAGUCCCAGAUGGAAGCGUCCAGGCUCCGGCAGAAGGCGGAGGAGCUAGUCAAGGACAAUGAGCCACCACCUUCUCCUUCCUUGGGCUCCUUCAGCCAGCUGGCUGAGCUCACAGGAAAGGACCCAGGUGUCCCCGCACCGCCCACUGCGCCUGCACACCCGAGCGCCGAGUCCACACCAGCCCCGAAGCCUCCGUCCAGCGGCACGUCCUCUGAAUUUGAAGUGGUCCCCGCGGAGGAGCAGAGUUCUCCACCAGACAGUGGCAGCCACCCCAGGAACUCUACGGAGCUGGGCCCCCUGCCCCGAGAGGACGGCAAUCUGAUGCAGCACCUGCAGCGCCUGGAGACCACCCUGAGCGUGUGCGCAGAGGAGCCCGACCGCAGCCAGCUCUUCACCCACCUGGGCCGCAUGGCGCUGGAGUUCAACCGGCUGGCCUCCAAGGUGCACAAGAACGAGCGGCGCACCUCCACCCUGCAGACCCUGUGCGAGCAGCUCCGGAAGGAGAAUGAGGCCCUGAAGGCCAAGCUGGACAAGGGCCUGGAGCAGCGGGAUCAGGCUGCUGAGAGGCUGCGGGAGGAAAACAUGGAGCUCAAGAAGUUGUUGAUGAACAACAGCAACAAAGAGGGGACAUACGGGCGGCCAGGCUCACCAAAGACGGAGGGUGCUGGUGAGAAGGCAGCGGCUGUGCAGCAGCAGGCUGUUGUGAUGGUGGGCAAGGCCCCAGCGGUCGGGGCCUUGGGUGCCGCUGAGAAGAAGGUGAAGAUGCUGGAGCAGCAGCGCAUGGAGCUGCUGGAGGUGAACAAGCAGUGGGACCAGCAUUUCCGGUCCAUGAAGCAGCAGUAUGAGCAUAAGAUCACCGAGCUGCGCCAGAAGCUGGCGGAGCUGCAGAAGCAGGUGACUGAGCUGGAGGCUGAGCGGGAGCAGAAGCAGCGCGACUUUGACCGCAAGCUCCUGCUGGCCAAGUCCAAGAUUGAGAUGGAGGAGACUGACAAGGAGCAGCUGACCACUGAGGCCAAGGAGCUGCGCCAGAAGGUCAAGCACCUGCAGGACCAGCUGAGCCCGCUCACCCGGCAGCGCGAGUACCAGGAGAAGGAGAUCCAGCGGCUCAACAAGGCCCUGGAGGAAGCACUGAGCAUCCAUACCUCCCCAUCACCCCCGGCCGCCUUUGGGAGCCCAGAGGGUGCCAGCAGUCUCCUGAGGAAGCAGGAGCUGGCCACGCAGAACGAGCUGCUGAAGCAGCAGGUGAAAAUCUUUGAGGAGGACUUCCAGAGGGAGCGCAGCGACCGGGAACGCAUGAACGAGGAGAAGGAGGAGCUGAAAAAGCAGCUGGAGAAACUGCAGGCCCAGGUCACCCUGUCAAACACCCAGCUGAAAGCUUUGAAGGAGGAGGAGAAGGCGAAGGAAGCCCUGAGACAGCAGAAGCGGAAGGCCAAGGCCUCAGGAGAGCGCUACCACGUGGAGCCCCACCCAGAGCACGUCUGCGGGGCCUACCCCUAUGCCUACCCGCCUGUGCCAGCCCUCGUGCCGCAUCAUGGCUUCGAGGACUGGUCCCAGAUCCGCUACCCCCCGCCCCCCAUGGGCAUGGAGCACCCACCCCCCAUGGCUGGCUCACGCCUCUUCCAUCUGCCAGAAUACACCUGGCGUCCACCCUGUGGUGGGGUGCGGAAUCAGAGCUCCCAGGUGAUGGACACGUCCCCAGCCAGGCCUGCAGAACCAGAGUCUGCAGAGAAUGAUUGUGCGGGGCCUCAGUGAGACCAGAUUGUGUCAUUUGGCUCCACCUUCAUCUUGCAGAGCUGGCUGACCUCGGAUUGCCAAGAAGCUAGAGGCCGCCGCUGCGGGGCCAGAGCCUCCGCGGGACGCCAGGUCGCGGUGGGCGGGCACCUCACCGCCCGGACGCCCUCGGAUACUGGGGCGGCGCCACCCGAAGCUCCCGCCCGCCGGCACGUGGAGAGGCCUGCCGGCGCGCCCUGCCGUCCUGCCCGGAGCCGCAGGGCGGGACGCCCAUCCUGAGAGCGCGGUGCAGCCGACCCCAUCCUUUCAAACCUCCGUGGAAGCGGUUCUGGCCCGCGCGUGCCAGGCGCAGUUCGUGUGUUUGGUUUUUGCUUCAGGCGCUGUCGCGGGCCCGCCCCGGGCCCUGCCCGCCUCUGCGAGGAGCUGAGGAAGAGCAGCCGUCCCCAGCGCCGCCCGGGACGGGACGGAGGGGGGCUCCGCAGAGCCCCGCACCGCGGGGAGGCCGCUCUGGCUGCCGAGGGGCCCCGGCGCCCCCACCGGAAGUGUGUGGUGCCCGCGGAGCACGCGGGGGUGACGUCUGUCCCGGCGCACCUAUUUGCACAGAUCUUGGACAUAAAUCCAAGUUGAAAUCAG